AACUGACAGGCGGCGGAAGCCGAGCAGCCCCGAGCCGCGACCUUUGCCCCCGUCGCCACUCCUCUUCCGCUACAGGCGUUUCCGGGAGCGCCGCGUGCGUCUGCUGUGGCCAUGGCCGUCUUCUCCGGGCCUGCGCCCCCGGUUCUCUCUCUGAACCCGCAGGAGGACGCCAAGUUUCAGAAAGAGGUGGCGCAGGUGCGCAAACGCGCUACGCAGAAAAAAAAGCAAGAACGGCUUACUCCGGGAGUCAUCUAUGUGGGCCACCUGCCCCCCACGCUCUACGAGUCCCAGAUUCAGGAGUAUUUCUCCCAGUUUGGCACUGUUACGAAGUUCCGACUGUGCAGAAGCAAAAGGACUGGAAACAGCAAAGGCUAUGCCUUCGUGGAAUUUGAGUCCGAGGACGUCGCCAAGAUCGUGGCCGAGACGAUGAACAACUACCUGUUUGGGGAAAGGCUGUUGGUGUGUCAGUUUAUGCCACCUGAAAAAGUGCAUCCGGAGCUCUUUACAAACUGGAAUGUUCCAUUUCGUCAGCCGUCAUUUCCAGCAGUGAAGCGGUACAACCAGAAUCGGACACUCCUCCAGAAGCUGCGCAUGGAGGAGCGGUUCAAGAAGAAAGAAAGGCUCCUUAGGAAGAAAAUAGCCAAGAGAGGAAUUCAUUAUGACUUCCCUUCCUUGAUUUUACAGAAAGGGGAAAAUGCGGCAAGCGCUGAUCUGCAGAAGUCGUCAGAGAGCCAGGCUUUGCCUAAGAAGAAAAAGAAGAAAACCACCAUGGCUAAAAAGAAACAAGGAGAGCCUUGCGCUGCCACUGCCGCGGAGAAGCCACCGGACAGCCAGGGGCCCACACCAGUUUGUACACCAACGUUUUUGGAGAGACGAAAAUCUGAGGCAGCUGCCAUGGAAGAUGAUAAGGACAAUGAAAUAGUUUUCAGACAGCCUGUACUGGAUGUAAAAGAAAUGCAAGAGACUCGAACCCCCGCACAUUCAGGGAAGAAGAGGCGAAGAAAACGCAGUCCGUGACUGAGUGUGUUGUGUCCAAUACAG
This is a messenger RNA of Ochotona princeps (American pika), 1041 nucleotides long. RefSeq names its product nucleolar protein interacting with the FHA domain of MKI67 (gene NIFK). The record is from RefSeq and is a predicted model, not a curated record. Gene Ontology annotation, biological process: maturation of LSU-rRNA from tricistronic rRNA transcript (SSU-rRNA, 5.8S rRNA, LSU-rRNA). The coding region runs from base 112 to 1017 and encodes 301 amino acids. The transcript is spliced from 7 exons. Lineage: Eukaryota; Metazoa; Chordata; Mammalia; Lagomorpha; Ochotonidae. Gene Ontology annotation, molecular function: RNA binding. Gene Ontology annotation, cellular component: nucleolus.